Molecule: messenger RNA, 492 nt
Organism: Kazachstania africana CBS 2517
Lineage: Eukaryota; Fungi; Ascomycota; Saccharomycetes; Saccharomycetales; Saccharomycetaceae
Gene: BET5
Product: TRAPP subunit BET5
Exons: 1
Coding region: 1-492 (163 amino acids)
Biological process (GO): endoplasmic reticulum to Golgi vesicle-mediated transport
Cellular component (GO): TRAPP complex
Source: RefSeq, a predicted model, not a curated record
AUGACUAUAUAUUCGUUUUGGAUCUUUGACAAGCAUUGCAAUUGUAUUUUUGAUAAGGAGUGGACCAUUCCCUCACAGCCUCGCAGUGGGACAACGAAUUCCAAACAGAACGAGAACGUUGCAAAAUUAUUAUAUGGGUUGAUAUUCUCUUUGAGAUCAAUUACCGACAAGAUAUCGUCAGACCCGGUAGAUUUCCUUUCUCAGAAGAACAGGAUCAGGUCCAUUACAACGGGGAAAUGUAGAGUGCACCUUUUUGAAACUGCUACCGGAUUUUGGUUCGCUCUAAUGACGGAUUUCAAACAAGAUGAUUACUACGAUAUUUUAAACCACAUUUACAAGAACAUAUUCGUAAGGUUCAUAAGUUUGAAUUAUAUUUCACCAUCGGAUUUCGUCGAAAAUGAAGAUGAGAAAGGUGGUCAAGGUAUUAGGAAGAUAAAUAACAAGAAUUUUAUCAAUAAUUUAGAAUUAUUUUUAAGUCCGUUGAUUAGUUAG